CCCCCAUCACCCAUCUACCAUGUCGCGCCUCUUCGCCCGCGCGCUGACGACCUCGAGCGCGACGUACGCGCGCGCCGGCCCCUCGAUCGGGCUGCCCGCGCAGGCCGUGGCGUCGCAGGCGGCCUCAGCGCCGCUGGCGGUCCGCGAGCGCCGCGAGCAGUUCCCGCACGCGCAGCGCAAGUCGCUGCUCGUGAACCCGGGCGUGUUCGAGAACGGCGCCGCAUGGCCCGACCACCUCGAGAAGCUGUUCCAGAAGAUGCGCCGUGCCGGGCAGUACAAAGGCGACGAGACGAGUGCGCGCCGCGCCUUCCUCAAAGUCAACCAAGCGUGGCGGUCGCGUGUGCGCGGCGCCCCCAACGGCGACUGGGCCGAGUACUUCGCCGCCGAGGGCGCGCCGAAGGCCGGCACCGCCGUGCCGGGCCAGAAGAUUUGGCUGCCGAACAUUACCAUCCGCCUCGUCCGAAACUCGACGAAGCCGGGGCAGGCGUACGACCCCUGGACAGCGACGUUCCGCAUCCCGCCCAGCAUGACGAAGAACGACCUCCGCUCCUACCUCCACGCCGUGUAUGGCUUGGAGGUGACGUUCAUCCGCACCGAGCUGCGCGUGGGGUCUGUCGCGCGCAACCGGCGCGGACAGCUUGUGCGCCUCGGCGGCGCAGAGAACAACUUCAAGCGCGCAGUUGUCGGGCUCAAGGAGCCGUUCCACUACCCCGACGAUGUGGAGGAGAUGCGCGCGGGCACGUGGGGCGGCAAGGAGGCGGGAGAGGCGCAGGCGCAGGCGCGCGAGCGUGCGCUCGAGGGCGAGUUCCUCGUCGACGGCGCAAAGACGUUCCAGAAGAGCAUGCUCAUGAAGAUCAUGAAGGGGCAGCGCUGGCGCGGCAAGACGACGGCGAACGCGGGUAACAUUAUCCGCGAGAUUGCGCGCCGCCGCAACGAGCGUGAGGCGGCGCUCGCUAAUGCCGCCGCAAACCUCUACAUCCGGGACGAGAGCGCCAAGAUUGACGCCGCCGAGGCCGCUGCCGCGCCCAAGGAGUCCACCCCCGCUUAGACACUGUAUGCAUUGAUCACGCUUC
This is a messenger RNA of Cutaneotrichosporon oleaginosum, 1073 nucleotides long. Its product is annotated as mitochondrial 54S ribosomal protein uL23m. Gene Ontology annotation, cellular component: mitochondrial large ribosomal subunit; ribosome. The record is from RefSeq and is a predicted model, not a curated record. Gene Ontology annotation, molecular function: structural constituent of ribosome. Lineage: Eukaryota; Fungi; Basidiomycota; Tremellomycetes; Trichosporonales; Trichosporonaceae. Gene Ontology annotation, biological process: mitochondrial translation.